CUCGAUUGGUUGUGGCACCUCACGGUACGACUACGAGUACACACAUAUCCGAAGUUUGCAAAUUUGAACAUACUAUCGCCGUCUUCGCGAUAUCACUUGAAACGACAGGAGCCAAUUGGAUAGAGUCGCCAUGAGUGCAUCCAGCAGCGGCAGCAAAACUACCGUCACCUUGUCGAACGGCGUGGAGAUGCCGGUUCUCGCGCUGGGAUCGGCUCCCCUGUCGACCAGCAACGACGACACCUCCCAUUUCCACGCGCUGAAUUCCUUCAACGGGUUUUUGCCGGAACAGGCCUUUCGGAGCUUGCACGCCGCACUGGAGGCAGAUCCCGGCGGUGCCGAAUCCCAAGCGACUCCGGUGCACAUCGAUACCGCCAUGUAUUAUCGAACCCAUCCCCACGUUCGCCAAGUUUUGGGAAACGCGCUGGCUACCGGAAGGAAGCAGCGAUCCGACGUCUUUCUGACCUCCAAGGUCUUCCAUCCAAACUUUGGGGAUGCCUUUGGUUCGGAAGACCUCGGCCACUGUAUGCCGCUCGAUCCAAAGUGCGAAAUGACCUACGACGAUGUCUACAAGUUUGUCUAUCGCCAGUUCCAGCAAUCACUGAACGAGUGCGGGGUUGGAUACUUCGAUUUGGUCCUCUUGCACUGGCCGGGAAGAAACCACCCCGAGACCGAUGCCUCCCGAAACGCGCAGCACCGCCUUGCCGCUUGGAACGUCCUGGAGCACUGCUACUCGAAGGGGUGGGCCAGAUCGAUCGGCGUGUCCAAUUUCAGCGAGCACCACCUGGAAGAACUCCAGAGCAUGAACGAAGCCGCCAAGGCGAAGGACAAGGAAACGAACAACACCAAGAACGGCUCCGUGGCAGUUCGGCCACACGUCAACCAGAUCGAGGCCAGCGUCUUUCUCCAGCAUUCCAAGAUUCUGGACUACUGCCUGGCCCACGGGAUUGUUGCCGCGGCGUAUUCGCCCCUGGGAAGGGGGGUAACCCACGUCGCGACCAACACCGUGGUACAAGAUAUUGCGGGCAAGCACGGCAAGGACGCGGGGCAGGUCGCCAUCAAGUACCUCCUCCAGAAGGGCUACGGGUGCGUCGUCUUUUGGUCCACCAACCCCGAGCGCAUACGCAGCAAUCACCAACUCUACGAUUUCGAUCUGGACGAAACGGAGAUUGCAGUGCUCGAUGGAUUGAACCGGUCGGACGGAACGGGAACGUGGGGGCUCCUCUCGCCCUAUAAGAUCCCAUAGAGAAGAUGCUCUCCUGUAUUAGAGUACCGUGCAGUGUGGACCGGACCGAUCAGGACUAAAAUCGGUUCCCGAUUCUCUCCUGUAUUCGAGUGCCGUGCAGUGUGGACGGAACAGGACUGACAACGUUUCCCGAUUCAUUAUCGUCACUCUACGAGAUCGUCGUGCUACCAUACGGUUUUCUUCAUGAGGGUUAAGCAAUAGCCAAAGGUUUUAAGACGUAUUAGAUCACGGUGUUUCUUCUAGACGACUGCUUUCUUAUUGUUUCCGCGGUGACGAAACGUGGUAUCUCUUCUACACACUGUAUUUAGAUCUCUGAUAGACAAAGUCCAAUCCUUUCCUCUUGCGGAUGACAAAGUCUUUCGACUUUUUUCUGUAAAGAUAAAGUAUGCUCGCUCGAUGAAGUGAAAGAUUCAGUUUUGGACUACGCUGUACUAAGCUGAAGUCGCAUUCCGUUGCAAAUAAAAAUUAGAAGUAACUAAUAAUCGCUACUACAAAAACAAGUAUUCGACUCGAUGCGCAAGGGUAGGGCUCCGAUGCUUGCUAUCACUUCUCGUCUAAAGCAGCAGUUCGAUACAAGACGUGCUAGUUCUCUCAAUUCUUUUUGCUGGUCUUUCCGCGGCGCACCUUUUGGGGCGAUGCUCCUGCCUGGGGAGCUAUCGUGCCACCACCGCCCCCUUGUUGUUGCUGCUGCUGUCCCUGUUGUUCCUUGGGAGGCUCUUCUGGCACCUGAAGGACUUGCAAAAUCAUCAUCGGCAGAAUGAUGUACCAGUACUUCGAGAAAAACCCAAAAGGACCGGGAGGGGUGGUGGGUGCCUCGGGAUCCUGGUAGGAUUCACCGUCGUCGGUCCCGCCUCGCUGCUCCCCACUUCCCCCCGGUGGCUGUUUCACAAAGGCAAUCCCCGGCGGGGGUUUCGACUGCGGCAGGAUGUUUUUGAUGGUCAUGGCGGGGGUGUCCAGCUGGACCGAUACCCUGCUCGAAAAGGACCUGGUGGUGCCGUCGCUCUCGUCGUCGUAAUCGUCGCAGUUCUUGGGUGCCAGGGGACUGACCAGUGGCGUGUAGGCAAAACUGGUCAUGGGAUCCUGGCGAUCAUCCAGGCUGCUGCGUGGUAGCGUCACGUCGAACUGAUCCUUAAAAUUGGCCCGCCGCAGGUUACAGGCCGGAACCGUCUGGAAGACAAAGCUGUUCUCGUCGUCCUUGCUCUGGAUCUUGAUGUGGUACCACCCGUACUCGAGCAUGGAUCGAAUAUCGCCCGCCGUCAGAUUGGCGCUGGCAUCAUCGUUGAGGAUCUGGAACUCCUUUUUUCCGUCGUCGUCUUUGCUUUCGUCGACGGGGGCGGGGCCCCACGUGAGACUCCCACGACGGACAAAUUGUUGGUUGGCAUCCCACGAGUGAUAAAUCGUCCAGGAGAGCCCAACAUCUUCGGCGGCGAGAACCUCGACCGGUGACAGCUGCACCGCCGACAAGAGCGCCAAUAUGGAAAGGACAGAGGACACCAUUGCGCUUUUGCCCUAGAAAGAAUCGACGUAAGCUAACUCUACCGAUAACGUAUUGUUCGAUGUUCAGAGUUUGUUGUCCGCUGUCGACCCGUCGUUGCGUGUAUGACCUCGGGACGUGCAAUAAAUCGCUGAUGAACUG
Pseudo-nitzschia multistriata is the source of this 2879-nucleotide messenger RNA. Lineage: Eukaryota; Bacillariophyta; Bacillariophyceae; Bacillariales; Bacillariaceae. The record is from the annotation of a GenBank genome assembly.